AUAUUUUCGAUAGGCAGAAACGAGUGCCAUCCCUAUCUCUUGUUGUUUUCAAUUUUUUUUGUUUGAUGAAAUGGCUGAAGCUGAGGCGAAUGUAGACAAGAAACCGGAGGUUAAGCCGCCGCCCGGCCUAAAGGCCAUCAUAGACCACUUGGCUCAGGUGUACCCCGAGCAGCCGAAUCCACUGCAGGUGACUACCUUGCUGAAAUACUGGCUGGGCGGCCAAGAUCCAUUGGACUACAUCAGUAUGUACAACCAUCCCGGGGACAUGGAUAGGAAUAUUCCGCCUCAUUGGCACUACAUCAGUUUUGGGCUGAGCGACCUACACGGGGACGAGAGGGUCCACCUGCGCGAGGAGCAGGCUACGCGAUCAGGCAUGGGAUUCGAGCUAACCUUUCGACUCGCCAAGACCAGAGCCGAGCUUCACCAGCAGUUGGAGAACCCAGAGAAACCACAGCGCCCACCAACAUGGCCGGCGAAUCUGCUGCAGUCCAUCGGUCGUUACUGCUUCCAAACUGGCAAUGGACUCUGCUUUGGCGACAACAUCCCCUGGCGCAGGAGUCUCGAUGGCAGGGAUGGCUCCAAGCUGCAGAGCCUUCUGGUGGCCCAGGAUCCCCAAUUAGGAUGCAUAGAAACGCCGUUUGGCACUGUGGAUUUCUGCCAAAUCGUUGGAGUGUUCGAAAACGAAUUGGAGCAAGCGUCCCGAUGGAACGGACGUGGAGUCCUAAACUUUCUUCGACAGGAUGUGGAAACUGGAGGGGAUUGGCUGGUGACCAACAUGGACCGCACAAAGAGCGUCUUUGAACUCUUUCCGGAUACUCUUGUUAACCUGCAGGACGACCUGGAGAAGCAGGGUUCCGAUCUGGCUGGUGUCAAUGCGGAAUUUUCCUUCCGGGAGUUGAAGCCGAAAAAGGAAGUGAAGAAGGAGGUUGACUUUCACGCACUGAGCGAGAAAUGCGCCAACGAGGAGAACAAUCGUCCGUUGACCGAGUCGCUGUUUAAGCGCGAGGAGCCAAGUUUCCCGCAGUCGAUGUCCAUCAGCAGCAAUUCUCUGCACAAGUCCUGUCCGCUGGAUUUUCAGCCUCUAGCUCCCAACUGCAUCUCUCUAGAUGGAAUAGAAAUAACCCUGGCGCCCAAUGUGGCUAAGUACUUACUGCUCGCCAUCAAGGAUCGCAUCCGCCAUGGACGUCAUUUCACAUUUAAGGCGCAGCAUUUGGCUCUCACUUUUGUAGGGGAAACGGUUACCGGAUGUGCAGUCAGCAAGAAAGAGCCCUACGGCGUCCUAGGAUAUUGGGUCCAGGUACUGAUUCCCGAGGACCUGGUUCCACGCAUGCUGGAGGCCUUCCGAGGCGCAGGCUUGAACGAGACCUGCGAACCCGCCCAAAGAAUCGAGCUGGAGUGGCCGGACAAGAACCUGAAGCUUAUCGUGGACCAGCCGCCACCCGUUCUCCCACCCUCCGUUCUCCCCAUGUCCUUGGACGCAUCAUCGCUGAAGAUUUCUUAGCUAGUAAUAGUAUUAUUUUAUCUUAAUCGAAUUGAAUCUUCCACUAACAAGUAAGUUUUACAUGUAUUCGACCAUCUAACACAAAGCACACGCGGCCUUUGCUCCCAGUAGCUGGAGUCCAGCCAAAUAUAUAUACCCAUGCAAUCCAAAAACA
Molecule: messenger RNA, 1655 nt
Organism: Drosophila ananassae
Lineage: Eukaryota; Metazoa; Arthropoda; Insecta; Diptera; Drosophilidae
Gene: Su(fu)
Product: suppressor of fused homolog
Exons: 1
Coding region: 71-1501 (476 amino acids)
Cellular component (GO): nucleus; cytoplasm
Molecular function (GO): transcription factor binding
Source: RefSeq, a predicted model, not a curated record